AUGGCAGAACAACUUAAAUUAAACAAAAAGGUUCUUCAAUAAAAUGAUGACUGCAUAAACCUGCAACAGCUCACCACAAAAGAAAUCAUUAAAACAAUUUUAAGUUCUGAAAAGCCAAUUCCUCAUAUUUAAUAACAAUUACAAUAAAGUAAACUAAAAUAGUAUAAAUAGCUUAAAUACACAAAAGCCAACCUUGAUUUUGAUUUGAUACAUAAAGAAAAUGAAGAGCUAAAAAAAUACAAUUAAACUGAUUAUAUUUAUGAGAAUUUUUAAAGUUAAGAUGCGUUUGAUAGUUUGAACGAAGGAAACCAUUAAGUAUAUUUCAACAAAUAUAAAUCACAGCCAAGUUAGUAAGAUGUCGCAUUUAGUGACAGACAAUUUCAGUAAUAUCAGAUGAAACAAAUCAACAAAAACAAAAAUUAAAAUCAUUUAACAUAGAAUGAUGGAAUCACUAUAAACUACAUUAGCCAGCCUAGCGUAAACUACAAAGGCGAAGACAACAGAUAUAAUUUCGUAACUCAAAAUUUCGAUUCAGAACAUUACAAAGAACAUAAUUUUUAAUAGAAUUUAUUUUAAUAAUCAAAAUAAAUUUAAGAAUAAAACGAGAUAUCUCAAUACAAACCAAUCAAAAAUAAUUAAAUUAAUUUAGAAUUAAUAUAAAACAAUGCAAAUUUUAAUCCGAAUACCUCUGUUUAGCCACACAAUGCCUUUUUGAGAAAGAAUAGUAGAAUGCAUAUCAUAAGAAGGUCUUUAGUUGACAUCCUCAAUACUAAUUCAAGGCUACCAUCCCCAUAAGAUUGUGAAUCUCAUUUUAAGAGACUCAACAGUAACUUUGAAAGUCUCAAACACAGUCUUUCCUAGUGCGAAAUCAGUUAAACAGGAGUCGAUAACAAGAUUUUUGAUUCUAGUUUUUUAAGCUAACAUUAUAAUUAAAAUAUGAAUGAUAAUAUAAGUAAUUCUAUCAUCCGUAAUUCAAGGUAGUUUAAUCGUUCUUCACAUUAAAAUCCUCUAAGCAAAUCUAUGAUAAAUAGCCAAAAAAGCAGUUUAUAAGAUUUGUUAAACAAAAAAAAGCAGGAAAAGUGCAAUCAAAUAUUUUUAGGAUUCAACAAUAUUUUGCUCCAUAAAAAUAAAGUCGAGCAAAGGAUAUUUAACAAAAAUGAAAUAAUUGAACCAAAUUUAAGCAAACAAAAUAGUUAAAACUCUCAAGAACAAAUUUCAUAGUAAAAUCUUAAUAAAAAGGACCUAAGUUUAAGUAAAAAAAUGCCACUUAUAAGACUAAGAAGCAAUAGCCAACAUUCAUCUCGAUUUUACUCCAAAACUAGCAGACUAAACAACGAAAUUAGUUCUUAAGAAGCUAGUAAUAGAAAGGAAAGAAAUUAGCAUUUAGAAUAUAAAUAAUAAAUUAGUGCUUAAAAUUAAAAUUAAAAUCUAAAUCAUAAUGAAGCACGCCUAUCACAAUCAAAUUUACAUGAAAAUACGUUAUAUUUAAAAGAAAUUUAAUUUCCAAAUAACAAUUUUCAUUAAAAAUAAUAAAUUUUCAAGAAAAAAAGAUCAAAUUCUCAAGAAAAACCAACUAAAUCAAUUGACUUACUAAAGUUAGUGCCUAAUUAGAAAGAAGAGACAGAUAAAUUAAAGUAAAAUAAAAUGAUAUAGCAAUUUUUACAACAUAUGAGAGAAUAAAAUUAAAGUUAAAACAAUUAAAGCAGCAGAAACGGAAUCAUCUCUAAUUUAAUAAGCUAGAACAGCUAACCAAAAAUAGUAAGUACAUUUUAAUACUAGCCCAUUUAAUCAAUAAAUGUGACCAAGUACAACGAAUUUAAAUUAAACAAAAAGAGAAGAGCUUUUUCAAUAUAGAACUGCUAGUUUGUUGAAAAUCAAAACUUGCAGGAAUUAUAGUAAUAAGAAUAAAAUUAAAAUAAAGUAAUAAAUAACAAAUACUAUCAAGCUUUGCUAGAAUAAUAUGAUCCUCAAAGCAUCUAAAUUUUAAAAAAUAAAAUUAUUGCUAAUGAAAACAGAGAAGAUAAGGGAUUUGACCUUAAUACUUUUCUUUACUCAAAAUACAUAAAUUUUAUCAAGAAUCCAAUUGUUAAUAAAAAUCAUAAUGAAAUUAAAUCCCAACAAAUGAAAAAUAUCAGAAAAACUUACAGCUUAAAAAACAAUGAUUAAUUGCAAAGAACCACUUCUAUUAAAAAGAGUUCAACUCAAUCUCCCUAGCUAGUUUUUAAAAUGUAAGAAGAUGUAGAAAAGAAUAUUAACUUUAGUGGCUGGGAUGACACUUUUGAUUUAAAUAAAAGAGAUGAUCUAGAAAACUACCUUCGAGAAUCUAAUAAAAGAGAUUGGGUAUUUUGA
Molecule: messenger RNA, 2349 nt
Organism: Tetrahymena thermophila SB210
Lineage: Eukaryota; Ciliophora; Oligohymenophorea; Hymenostomatida; Tetrahymenidae
Exons: 2
Source: RefSeq, a predicted model, not a curated record